This is a messenger RNA of Triticum aestivum (bread wheat), 1756 nucleotides long. RefSeq lists its product as uncharacterized. NCBI's taxonomy places the organism in Eukaryota, Viridiplantae, Streptophyta, Magnoliopsida, Poales, Poaceae. The record is from RefSeq and is a predicted model, not a curated record. The transcript has 8 exons. The coding region runs from base 290 to 1756 and encodes 488 amino acids.
UACAAGUGGGAUCCACUUCUAGAACGUCCGGGUCAAGGAAAAAACUUACAAGUGGACCCACGCCCAGGUUGGAGAUGAUAGUCGUGCGCGAUAAGAAAGAAAAACCAGGACCUAAUUGCAAAAAUUACAGAAUCCCCAACAUGAACACACUUUCCCAAUUACUCUGGCGAUUUCCGGCAUUUCUUUUGCCGUUCCUCUCGUUCUGCUUCAAAUUCGGCUCCAAAAUCGUAUUCCAUCCACAGAUCUGCAGGGUAAUUACACUGAUGAUCUCAAGAGUUUCUUAAUUUUUAUGACAAGACUGAGUGAUUUCCAGAAGAAUAUAGUUCGAAAAUUAGGGUUGGGAGCACUGCUGGAUCUUUCCUACACUUCAAACAUUAAUGACAUUUUCUUAUGGCUAGCAGCCCAAUUCAACACAACAAACAACUGCAUUGAACUUAGGAAUGGCUUCAAAUUCAAGUUUAUUGACUCUGUUGUGCACACUAUACUUGGAAUUCCAUUUGGUGGACUGCCAAUUCAAACGAAUCCAUCAAAAGAAGUUUUAGAAAAGAUCCACAAUCUUGUUCGAUCAUCAUCUCCUAGUACAGAGCUUCUUAUAUCCCUUGUUGGUGAUGACAACACAGAGGAAACUUUUUCCAUUCUAUUUGUACUGCUACCUGUAUCGUGCUUAUUAGCUCCUAACUCGAAAGGAUAUCCAACAAAGAAAGUAUACAACCUUUUGGCAAAUACACAAUCUGUUUCCAACUACAAUUGGUGUUCAUUUGCUCUAUCGUACUUGGCACAUCACAUCAAAAAAGUGAAGCCAGACCUGCUUCAAAAAAAGGCAGUUAUGCCUGGAGGUUGCAAGCUUAUAUUGGUGAUUGCCCACUUUGAAUGCUUAAUUACUUCUGAAUUCAAGAUACCAUUGAACAUCAAGCCAAGGCUACCUUUGUGGUCAACAAGUUUGUUAAAAUCUUUUAUUGCUCUUGACUCUAUGCAUGGCGAAAAAAACGAGUUUGGCAGACUACCUAUGAAACACAUCUCUUCAACCCCUUUCAAUGAUUCAAUGAAUGAUUUCGCUGUUGAACUACCAGAAGUUAUCUUACAGUAUAUUGACAACAAAUUCCCUUCAUUUCAGGAUAAUCUGCAGGAGAAAUCUCUUCUACAAGCAUCCAGCCAAAGAUUCUGGGAAACACUUGUAACAAACUACAUCCCAACACUGAGAACAUACAUCGACGAUGUCAAAUGUUCAUUCUCCAAAAAAAGUGCUACUACCAGAUAUUCAAUUAAACAAGAAACAAAAAGUUUGCCAGCAACUAGUUCCCCAGUGACUUCUGGCAUAGCAGAAUUAUGUGUCCCCAAGUCUGUAGUGCUACAAGAUUAUGUCAGAAGCCAGCUUAGCACAAGAGUUCCGCAAAAUAAACAAAAAGAUGAGUGGAUAAAUGAGAAGUUCAGCAUAACUCAAUUCAAAUUUGUAGCAAAUAAUCAAAGCUACAAAGGAAGUAAACUGUAUUGCUUGCAAGAAGAAGUAGAACUGAACUCUGCUUCACUCAACAAAAUUAGCACCCUCUCCUCUCAACCAAGCUCAUCAAAGACAGUUCCUGCUACAAAAACUGCUACCUACCACACUACCAACCCAAGUUCUGCUGCAUUAAUUCCGAAUACAAACUUCCUUCCUCUUGCAACUUCUUCACAUGGCAAGUCUCCAUUCCUAUACAGCAGCAGCAAAAUCAGAACUUGUCAAAAUAACCCAGCAUUUUUAUGCUUUCUUCCAGCAUGA